Messenger RNA from Manis pentadactyla (Chinese pangolin), 1478 nucleotides. RefSeq names its product glutathione S-transferase omega 2 (gene GSTO2). Gene Ontology annotation, biological process: glutathione metabolic process; L-ascorbic acid metabolic process. Gene Ontology annotation, cellular component: cytoplasm. The record is from RefSeq and is a predicted model, not a curated record. Gene Ontology annotation, molecular function: glutathione dehydrogenase (ascorbate) activity; glutathione transferase activity. NCBI's taxonomy places the organism in Eukaryota, Metazoa, Chordata, Mammalia, Pholidota, Manidae.
AUGCGCAUCCUUGUCUCACUUUCCUUCGGGGAGCUCAGUGGCUCAGUAAUUGAAUUUGGGGCAGGAGGCGUGGCUGAGGAUAAGAGCAGGACCCUGGGGAAAGGAUGCAUACCCCCAGGGCCGGUGCCACAGGGCCUGAUCCGCAGCUACAGCACGCUGUUCUGCUCCUGUGCGCUCAGGACGCGCCUUGUCCUCGGGGCCAAAGGCAUCCUACAUGAAGUUAUCAACAUUAACGUGAGAAACAAGCCUGAAUGGUACUACACAAAGCACCCUUUUGGCCAAAUUCCUGGCCUGGAGAACAGCCAAUGUCACCUGAUCUAUGAAUCAGUCGUCGCUUGUGACUACCUGGAUGGCACUUACCCGGGGAAGCAGUAGCCCCAUGAGCCUUAUAAGCGAGCUUGCCGGAAGAUGUUAUUGGAGCUAUUCUAUCAGGCCCCACAUUUGACCAAGCAGUGGCUGGUACCAUUGAGAUGUGGGAGACAGUGUGCUGAUCUGAAGCCAGCCCUGUGUCAGGAAUUCAGCUCUCUUGAAGAGAUACAAAAAGAGGCCCCUCUCCUGAUUCUUAGCUAUCAGAACACCAUCUUCUUUGGUGUAGACUGCAUAUCCAUGAUUGAUUAUCUCUUUUGGCCCUGGUUUGAACGACUGGAUGUAAAUGGAAUAGCUGACUGCGUGAACCACACCCCUGCUCUGAGGCUCUGGAUAGCAGCCAUGAAGCAGGACCCUGCAGUGUGUGCUCUUCUCAUGGAUAAGAGCAUUUUCCUAGGCUUCUUGAAUCUCUAUUUUAAGAACUAUCCUGAUGCCUUUGACUAUGGGCUAAGUUGCUGAGCCCCACGGUCCACCCCUUCACUAUCCAGAAUUCCCAAGCACAUCAUGAUUCUGCCUUAGAAAUUGCUUUGGUGGGUCAGUCCAUCUCUGUUCACUUUCUUUGAGGUCCCCAAUAAACAUGGACACAGAAAGUAUAUUCUUUCUGAGAAUCAUUUUUAUGACUCCUCUAGCCUAUAGCUUCCCGUGGUUCUCGAGAUAUCCCUAGUACCCAGUCCUAAUGUCCAGGUGCAUUGUGGGAGCCUGUUACCGCCCAGCUCUGUGGCCUUUGGCCCAGUUUGACCUCCAUUAUUGCUCCUGAUGCUGGUUUGGGCUUCAAGGCUUACCUAUCACUGAUGUUUGUCAUUAUAGAUUAGCAUCUUCCACAUUUUCCCUGGUAAGAGGAAGAAGAAAACACUCCAAGUCCGAAUACCCUCUGUCUGGCAGAGAAAAGCUGCAGUCCGCACGGGCAUGAAUGAGUAUCAUUUUUGUUCUCAGUUUGGCUGUGAGCCUGGGAGACACUGAGGGGCCCAUGACUGAAAGAAUUCCAAAGCAGGAAAUGAAACACCCGCUCCUCCCUGGACUAACUACGCCCGCAUUUCACUGGUUCUGUCAAGGCUCAGGAGGGCUCAUAAAAAGCACCACAGCCCACAUCCUGCCUUUAAAAACCAUACACC